AUGGCCACCCUGCAGAAAUCUGACAGCCUUUCCCUCAUGGGGACUCUGGCAGCCAGCUGCCUCCUCCUGAUUGCCCUCUCAGUGCCUGGAGGAGAAGCUGCACCCAUUGGGUCUCUCUGCAAGCUUGACAAGGCCGAAUUCACAGAGUACAUCACCAACUACACCUACCUGCUGUUCAAGGAGGCUGCUUCAGAGGAUAAGAACACAGAUGUUCGGCUCAUUUGGGACAUCAAACUGUUUCGACACGUCAUAAAGACAGAGCGCUGCUACCUGAUGAAGCAGGUGCUGAACUUCACCCUUGAAGAACUGCUGAUGCCAUUCUCACAGGAAUCAUCCAGAUUCCUGCCCUACAUGCCGGAGGUAGUGUCCUUCCUGAAGAGACUCAGCAACAAACUAAACCAAUGCCACAUUGAAAGCAAAAACCCACAUAUCCAGAAAAAUGUGCAAGAGCUGAAGGACACAGUGAAAAAGCUUGGAGAGAGUGCCAAGACCAAGGUAACUGGAGAAGUGAAUCUUCUGUUUGAAAUGCUGAGAAAGAGUUGUGCUGAUCAGAAGGAAGCUGGAAACUAG
Condylura cristata (star-nosed mole) is the source of this 570-nucleotide messenger RNA. RefSeq names its product interleukin 22 (gene IL22). The transcript has 5 exons. Bases 1 to 570 code for a protein of 189 amino acids. The record is from RefSeq and is a predicted model, not a curated record. Gene Ontology annotation, cellular component: extracellular region. NCBI's taxonomy places the organism in Eukaryota, Metazoa, Chordata, Mammalia, Eulipotyphla, Talpidae.